CUACUGUCUCGAACGUCGCAUUCAGGCGGGCAGGGGUUGCUCCAGUGUAAAUAACAAUAUCGGAGUGUCGCUGCCAAGAUGUCAUCGCUUACUCGGCCCGUCUUGCUGGUGCUUUGCACAGCUUUGUUGAUGAAGGUGCAAUGCUUGAACGCACAGAAUGUGCAAUGUUCGGGACUUCAAGAAGAAUCGUUCUGUCACCCUUCCAACCAAAAUGCCGUCAUUUUGUGCAGGAAGGGGAACACCAACCCUAGCUUGUUUGGUUGUGCCAUGGGAACUAUCUGCCGCAAUGGAGCUUGCAAGAGAAUAAACGCGGAUAAUUCGGUGAACAGUGGAGUACAACAGAGUUCAGAAGUGAACGCAGUGGCAUCGGCGCCCCAGGGGCUACCCCGGAAAAGCGCCCUCGUGCCAGGCGGUAAAACUUGUGAACCAGGGAAGAUACUUGUCCAAGUUUGCGAUCCCAGUGACUCAGAGAGACGGAGAUAUGCCCAGGAUGUCUGCAACGCAGGGGGUACCAUGUCUCGCGGGUUCCAAUUUUGCCCCCAUGGUGGUACCUGCGUCGCCACGGGUCCUACAACUGUUGGUUGUCAAUACAAGGUCAGCUCUGUCCCUCCGAGCAAAGGAAACGCUGCAGGGUCACAACAACACCAAACAUCAGGGGACCAAACCGCAGCGACCGCAAAUGAUGCGAUUUCACACGUAAUGAGCGAUGGUCAGGCAGUCUCCGGAUACGUAAAACCGUCUUCCUCUGGGCUGGAAAGUUCUUCUCUUCAGAUUGGUUCUUCGUCUUCUUCCUCUUUCCCAUCCGACCUAGUCCCGUUACCAUCAUUUUCGCAAGCACAGGUCCUUCCCGGUCCCCUUUCCGGUCUGUUCAACUCCAUAGCACUAGCCAACAUAGUCGCUGCCAACUCUAAACAAGGAAAUCAAGUAAAGGUCAUCAACUAUGGCCCUGCUAAUAACAGUCCCGUGAAGCCGCGUAUGGGCGGCCUGUUCCCACCGACGGCCACAUUCAACGUCCAAGGCAGCCCUUCCAAUACAUUUUUGCCCGCUCGUAAUCCUGCUAUUCCUCGAGGAAGCCAAUAUCCUGUUGGUGGAGGAUUUGGAGGAGGAGUGGGAACGGGAGGAAGAGGAGGAGGAUCGUAUCCAAACAGCGGGGGAGCAUAUCAAACAUCACGGGUUCAGGCAUUCCCAGCACAGACAUUUUCGGAGGGAUCUUCACUGCCAGGGGGCCUCACCAGAUCGCAAACACCACAAUUUGUUUACUUCACCUUCGACGACGCAGUGACAGUGGCUGGUUCUAGAGCGUACCAAGACCUCUUCAAUGCAAACCGUAGAAACCCAAAUGGCUGCCGCAUAACCGCAACCUUAUUCGCCAGUAACCAGUACACUUCAUAUAAAGAGGUACGAAAGCUGUAUGAUUUGGGAUUCGAGAUUGCCGAUCACAGUAUAUCCCAUAGAACCCCAACCACGUGGUGGAAGACUGCAGAUUAUGAAGAGAUUAAAAAAGAAUUCGUCGGUAUGAGGGAAAUAGAGAGCAAAUCCGCGGGAAUUCCUUUGAAUCAUAUUCUUGGGGUUCGCGUGCCAUUUUUAGCAAAACCUCCAGGUUUAUUUAGACUUUUAAAAGAAAACCACUUUGGUUAUGAUUCAACGGUAACUAACACUGGAACUCCAAUUUGGCCGUACAAACAUGACUCCGGACUUUGGGAACUUCCAUUGAACGUUUGGCGUUUUAAAAGCACUGGCUGUGGUGGGAUGGUCGAUGGUUGUCGACCACAAACCAAGGCAGAUACUCUUACAUUCCUUAGAGAGAACUUCAGGCGCCACCACGAUGCCCCUGACAAACCACCUUUUGGCAUUAGCAUGCACUCUGCUUGGUUCCUCGCGCCAGAGUGGAAAUAUAGAAAAGAAGCUUUGAAUGAAUUUAUAGAUGAACUAUUAGCAAAUCCAGAUGUGUGGAUCGUAACACCUACACAACUAUUAGUAUGGAUGGAAUCACCAGUUAGCAAAGACAAACUAUAUAAUUAUGCACCAUUCCAAUGCCAAAGCCGUGGUAAAUGAGGAGUUACCUAGAAUUUUAGUCUGUUAAUCGUUUGUAAUGGUUAAAAUAAUGUUUGAAAUAAUUGACCUUCCAAAUUAGCACUAUAAACACAGUAAAGCCGUUGUAAAAGUGGAAGUUUUUAAGCACUUAGUACUUGAGACUAGAACACUUUAAGAGCUGCUCCACACACGUUCCCAGAGCGAACAAAGUCAAAGAGACCAUUACGUAGAAAUCGGUGGAGUGGAAUCGCUACUCCUCUGAACUGCCUGGCGCACGGAUCUCAAACAAAUUGUAAUGCUUGUGCAAUCGGGGUUUGAAACUGUAGUCUCUUUUGCUGCGUUUGGACAUGAUCGGACCAAAGGUUGCUUCAGUUUAGGCAGUAUU
This is a messenger RNA of Lingula anatina, 2419 nucleotides long. RefSeq lists its product as uncharacterized. The record is from RefSeq and is a predicted model, not a curated record. Gene Ontology annotation, molecular function: hydrolase activity, acting on carbon-nitrogen (but not peptide) bonds. Gene Ontology annotation, biological process: carbohydrate metabolic process. Lineage: Eukaryota; Metazoa; Brachiopoda; Lingulata; Lingulida; Lingulidae.